UUGAAAUACUCGGGGUCAACCGUCCAGAGCAAUGGGGAGUGUGGUCAGGAAGUGAAGAAACGGGUCCAAGCAGGUUGGAACGGGUGGAGGAAGGUGGAGGAAAUCACAUCCUGUAACACCUAUUUUGUGAAUCCAUUUGAAGAAUCUCAACAAUGUUUAAACACCAAUUUUCUCUCCCUAUGUCUAUUUUCUUUCUGUCUCAUAUUUCUUCCAAUCAUUCCGUUCUCCUGUUUCCUCUUGUUGACUUUGGUGCUUUGCCAUUUUAACUCACGUAGUGUUUAACCCACAGUGUCCAAAUCGUCAUCUCGAUGUCAUCUGACUUGCACUUGCUUUUCUCAUCCCUCCAAAGUGUUGCGAUCGUCGUGUGAAAAUGUGUGCAAGGACAGCAGAGUACGAGGAGGAACUUUGGGGCCCAAAAGAGGAGAAGGAGCCACAACGUCAACUGCUGGACGCUGCGUUCAAUCUGCAGCCUCGAAUUGUGCUACGCAGAGCAGACGUCAGUGAAAAUCUUCAUCCAGAGCGGCAGGAGUCAGUGUCCCCUCACAUCAAAGAGGAGGAGGAAGAGUUCCUUCACAUUAAAGAGGACGAGCAGGAGGACAUAAUCAAGGUUCCAUCCACUGGUGUCCCUUUGAAGAGUGAAGAUGAAGGUCGAAUUCAGGAGAGACGAGGGGCGGAGCCACCAAACGGCAACAGCUCAAGUGAUGGAGACCACUGUGGAGGAUCACAAACAGACGGUGAUGAUGAUGAUGAUGAUGUUGAUGAACAGUUGGAAGGUGAUAUGACAUGUCACACUUCCAGCAAAUGCUGGAAAUGUUCGAAAUGUGGGAAAACCUUUGCUUCUCAGAGGAAUUUCAAACGACACAUGAAAAUACACACUGGAGAGAAGCCAUUUGCAUGCUCAGUUUGUGGGCAAAGAUUCUCCCGAAAGGGAACCUUAAAAAGUCACACAAGAACGCACACUGGUGAGAAACCUUUUGGAUGCUCAGUUUGUGGUCAAAGAUUCUCCUUAAAGGAAAACUUAAAUCGACACACAAGAACCCACACUGGUGAGAAACCUUUUUCCUGCUCAGGUUGUGGUCAAAGGUUCUCUUAUAAGGCUCUGGUUAAGACACACAAGUGUCCUGGUGAGACAAGCAGUGAUCAAGAAAGCCUUUAAUGCAAAUGUAAAUGUUUAAUAUAAAAGUAAUGACUAUGUGACUGACAGAAAUCUACAUGCUUGUAUUCUGUGUACCAGCUUUUAUUGCAUGUAUCUUCUUCUUGUCCAUAUAGUUUCUAAAAGCCGCGUGAGUGUUGAGAAUGAACACUGUUGCCAAAAUACUUAAAAGGGACUCGUUAAAGGUGGUGGGAAAGAGGGCGGGUGUGGAUCAGUAGAGCGGGUCGUCCAGUGACCGAAAGGUCGCCGGUUCGAACCCCGGCUCCGACUGUCCGUAUGUGGAAGUGUCCUUGGGCAAGACACCGAACCCUAAUUCGCUCCCAGUGAGCCUGGCAGCGCCUUGCACGGCAGCAGCCGCCCAGUGGUCAUCGGUGGAAUCAUUUACUGAUAAAAUAUUAGAUUUUCAGUCGCGUUGGAAAUCUCUGGCACGAGGCCGAUUCAAUACAUACAGUGGGUACUGAAAGUGUUCAGACCCCCUUCAAUGUUUCAGUUAUAUUGCAGUCAUUGAGGUUCAUUGUUUUCUCCUCCUUAAUGGACACACAGCACCCCAUAUUGGCAGAAAAAAGCGGAAUUGUUGAAAUGUUUGCAGAUUUAUUUCAAAAGAAGAACUGAAAUAUCACACAGCCACAAGUAUUCCGACUCUUUGCUCAGUAUUUAGUCGAAGCGCCCUUUUGAGCUCACACAGCCAUGAGUCUUUUUGGGAAGGAUGCAAGAAGUUUGUCACUACCUGGAUUUCCUGAUCAAGUCCGAUCAGCAUAAUCAAACACAGCUGGACUCCAAUGAAGGUGAAGAACCAUUUGAAGGAUGAUCAGAAGAAAUGGACACCACCCGAGUUAAAUAUAGGAGUGUCACAGCAAAGGGUCGGAAUACUUACGGCUGUGUGAUAUUUCAGUUUUUCUUUUGUUAAAAAUCUGCAAAAAUGUCAACAAUUCUGUGUUUUUCUGUCACUGUGGGGUGCUGUGUGUACAUUAAUGAGGAGAAAAAUUAAGUGAUUUGAGCAAAUGGCUGCAAUAUAACACAUCAUGAAAAUUUUCAGGGGGUCCGAAUACUUUGCGUACCCACUGUAUGUAUGUAUGUAUCGAUCCAAUAUAUGUAUAGAUCACAAAUGAGUUUCUGCAGAUGGCAUUGUGUGACAGAUGUGGACUGUCAUGAUGUCGGACGACCCGUAACGAAGGUCUCCUGUCCCGAAACUGCGGCUGAUCUCAUUUGAUAUUAUCUGAUCCAUAAAAGCUCAAAUAUUGGGCUGAUCAUGAAAUAUUAUUAUUUAUGAUAGUUUGAAGCUGUCAUGAGUAGAAAUGUCUGCAUAUAUUUUGGCGAUGAUUGUUGACAGUUGUGGGACAUGAAGCCACGUUUCUUGGGUUCAUGCAUGAGGCUUGCAAGGAUGUGGUGCUCGCCCGGCGUGUUUGCGUCAUUUUAAUGAUGGCGUCCUCAUCCAUCCCAAUCCAUAAGUUUGCGUUUUUUCUUUUUUUUCUUUUUGAAGCAUUCCACCUGACAGCUGCGAUAUACAAAUAUGACCAAUGACUGCCACUUCAUAGUAUGAUACAUUCCUUUUCCCACACCAGCGAUGCCAGUGCUUUUCAAUUUUCAAUUUUGUUGAUGAGAAAGGGGCGUUCGAAAGGGAAUUAGUUAUUUACCAAUUGCUCCAAAAUGUAUUGAUAUUAUUGGAAAUGAGUGCCAGUUUCAUUUUCUUGAGCAUGCAUGCAUUUUGUCCAAUGUUUUAGUGAUGUCAAUAUCAAAUCAGUGAAUGAUUGAUUGAAAUAGACUGGAAAGAAACUUUGACUUGGUGCUAAACUGUAACGUGUAUAUGUGAUCCUGA
Phycodurus eques (leafy seadragon) is the source of this 2969-nucleotide messenger RNA. RefSeq names its product zinc finger protein 248-like. Gene Ontology annotation, molecular function: DNA-binding transcription factor activity; RNA polymerase II cis-regulatory region sequence-specific DNA binding. The record is from RefSeq and is a predicted model, not a curated record. NCBI's taxonomy places the organism in Eukaryota, Metazoa, Chordata, Actinopteri, Syngnathiformes, Syngnathidae. The transcript is spliced from 2 exons. The coding region runs from base 371 to 1156 and encodes 261 amino acids. Gene Ontology annotation, biological process: regulation of transcription by RNA polymerase II.